This is a messenger RNA of Tribolium madens (black flour beetle), 2388 nucleotides long. Its product is annotated as zinc finger protein 521-like. Gene Ontology annotation, biological process: regulation of transcription by RNA polymerase II. Gene Ontology annotation, cellular component: chromosome; nucleus. The record is from RefSeq and is a predicted model, not a curated record. The coding region runs from base 352 to 2343 and encodes 663 amino acids. The transcript is spliced from 6 exons. Lineage: Eukaryota; Metazoa; Arthropoda; Insecta; Coleoptera; Tenebrionidae. Gene Ontology annotation, molecular function: zinc ion binding; chromatin insulator sequence binding.
GCAUUUUGAGCAUAUGUUGUGACUUUAGUUGUGUUUUUUGUUGACUCUAACCUCAAAAUCAACAACAGGUGUCAAACUUGUCUGUACAGUUUUGGCCACAUAAAUCUUAUACAGUUGGUUGCAAUAAAAACGGAAAAUUGAUUUUUCUUUAGAAUGCAACAGGUCUUGUCCUUGUCAAUUUAGUUGUCAAUUUGUCAUCUGUCGCAUUCAAAUAUUUUUUUCUCCAAUGCCGCAAUUAAAUGCCGAAAGCACCAAAUGCAAAUCAAGUUAAGCAAUAAGUUGAGUCCUUACGUGAAAACCCAAUGAGUAAUGUGAAACCGUUGAAGGGUAUUUUUUAAGUCGCCGAAAAAGAUGUCUGGUGGUACAACACAUUCUUGCUACGUUUUUGGAUGCACUGAAAGAAAACUCAAAAUGUACCAAUUUCCGAAUCCUAGAAAGGAAAAAGACAGGUUUUACGCAUGGGUGGAAGCAACCGCAAAUCCAAAGUUAAAUAAUUUGCCUAUUGAAGUAAUUUUUCGGCGAGGAUUUGUGUGCAAACGGCAUUUUGAAGUAAGCGACUUUAUACCACAAACAAAUGAGAAGCUGUAUAAAAGUAGCAUCCCUUCGAAAAAUUUACCUAAAGGACGUACCAAUAGUGACAAAGACACCAGUUUACCAACGUUUCAAAGUGGAUUACCAUCAGCAACGGAACAAACCGUUUUAACACCAUCCAGAGAGCCUAUAAGAAACCCAGCGGAAGAAAUUACACCUUUAGAAAAUUUCAGGAACCAAAUAGAUCUAUCACAAACAACAACCGGUAACGUAGACCGCCAUAACAUUGAUUUUAAGGACUUGAUUCAAAAUGUUAAUCCAAUUAAAAUCACAUUAAAAAAAGCUUUGGAAGUUUCAACGGAAUCAAGGGUAGAAUCUGAUGUCUUUAACGAAAAUUUUGUACAAACAAAUCAAUGUGAAGCUUUUGACUAUGAAAGUGAAUACUUACCUCCACGCAUUUUUCCAUCAUAUGUGUCUAUAUAUGAAGAUAUAAACGAAGGAAUAAAUGAAAUUAAGUGUUCCAAACAAAAUCAAGUUGUUCAAGUAACAAAACCUUAUUUUAAAGCCCUGAAAAGUUUUUCAUUAGAUAGUAAUGCAGUUCAUGAGGUAUGUCGGAUUUGUUUCCGUUUAUUGAGAGAAGAAGAAAUUGUAAAACUUUACGAUGAGAGAGAAGAUAUAAAAGAAUUGAAAUAUAUGUUACAAUUCAUUUUACCCGAAUUGGAUCUUGAAAUAUACACAAAUGUUGUUGUUUGUACAAAAUGCAGAGAACUUUUGACUUAUAGUUGCCAAUUACGCCAAUCUUGGAUUUGUACCGAAGAGAAAUUGCAAAAACUAGUGGAAGAAAAAAAGAGUAUGAUAAAUAGUGCCUCUGAUUUAGUUAUUGUAACUGACUCAUCAGUUGGUGAUGUGAUGACAGAACACGAUCGAGACGUAACCACAAAUCAUUUUGAUCACGAUUAUGAAAAAAUUGUUGAGAAAGCACCAGAGAAACAUGAAGUGCAAGUUGUCACGCGUAGAGUUCUUCAAAAUCUUCCGGAAGCAACCGAUAGCAUAAUUUCAAGUCACGGUGUGCUUAGAAAGAAGAAAGUAAAUUUUUUCUACAAAGGGGUUAAUUUGACAACAACUCAUGCGGUAAUUGGAUUACCAAGAAGAAGAAAAGGAGGUGCGGCUACUUGGGCUGAAGGACCAUACAUUUGCGAAAUGUGUGCUUUUAGCACCAAGAGUUUGGGAUCUUUUCAACGGCAUUUACGAAAACGUGCAAACGAAGAUUGUUCAAUGAAGAAAAAGCCAAAGAUUAAAGCCUUCAAAUGCGACAAUUGUGAUCAGUUGUUUACAAGCCAACAACGUCUAAAACAACAUUUCUCGAAGCAUCAGAUUUACAGAUGUGGGAUUUGUGAUAAAGACUUUAAACUGAAUAGUGUAUUACAGAAACAUAUUAAACACGUACACUUGAAAGACUACAACUACUAUCAGUGCCACAUGUGUGGAAAACAGUUUUGUUAUAGAAAUUCUCUAAAGGCUCAUUUGAUAACCCAUAAUGCAAAAACGAUUAAGUGUGAUCUGUGUCCCAAAAAGUUUGCCACAAGGGUUGUGUUAAAGAAGCAUCUUCGAAAUGUUCAUAGUGAUGCUCCUCCGUUAACUUGCCAUUAUUGUGGAAAGUCUAUAAAGUUUAAAAAUUCAUUGGAAAAACAUAUUCAGGUGUAUCAUCUCCGUCAAGGUGAUAUUUGUGACAUCUGUGAGAAACCACUUUCAAACAACAAAGUCUUAAUGAAACAUAAAUUAAUAGUUCAUGGUGUUGAUGGAAUAUCGUGAAAGUUGUGCCUUUAUAUUUUAUAUAAAUAAUAAUUGUUUACAAUG